CUCCUAAAUUUUGGUAGUUCGAGAUGAGUGUUUUACCAUAUCAACCAACAAGCGAUGAAGACAUCUUCCGUUUGUGUACGAAAGAGUGCGGCAUUAUCACAGCCACAGAGGAUCAGCAAUUCUUUGCUUUGGGUUGUAUGUUUUGCCCGGCCAAAUUUCUCUAUUUCGAUGCAUUUAUAGGACACAUGCAAACCGACCAUGGAACUCAAGCAAUGGAUCAAAAAGGUUUCUUUGGUGGUAUGCUAGGACUCGGAUAUGAUGAUUCUUAUGGUGAAACAAAUAGCGGCCGAAGUGGUGAAGGUACUGAAGAUCUUACCGAUACGGACCCCUCACUUUUGGUACCACAAACAGUUAUGAUCAAGGAAGAAGUUGAUGAAGAGCAACAUGAACUACCACAAGCAGAUAAUUCAAUAACUCCUGGGUUUCCUAGUGAAAGAGGCAUAGCGGAUAAUUCAAUUUAUCCAGUAAAGCAAGAACGUACUGAGCCUGAGGUUGUAAUGGAAGGAGGCGGAGACAACUAUACCAAUGAUUACGGAAAUUAUGACGAUUAUACCAACAAUGAUGAUGAGGAAGAUCCUAUUUAUCCAAGAGAUGAGGAAGAUGAAAAUAAUUAUGAUGAUUUAGUUGAACAAUCUUUAUUGGGAGGAAAUAACGGAGCGGACUCCGGUCUAGCAAUGCAUAUAAAGGAUCGUAAAAUGAUACAAUUCCUUAUCGAUUCAUAUAGGCGCAAUACUUUCUUGUGGGACCACCGUCAUCCACAAUUUCGUGAUCGGGCCAAACGUCAGCACUUUCUUGAGUGGAUUGUAAUGGAAUUCAAACGACGUUUUAAUUUGUCAUUGGCUAAAGAUGCAGUUACUCGCAAGUGGGACAAUUUACGCACUGUAUAUAAAAGAGAGUGUAAUCGUAUGGCAUUGGAAAAUACUAAUAUCAGUACAUUGUGGUAUUUCAAGGACUUACAUUUCAUUAAUCGGUUAUAUGGUGGCAAUCAAAAGAUGACGGAGGCUAUUGUGAAGGUAGGUAAAAAUAAUAUAUAUACAGUUACAGAACUAUUAGUAAUUUGGUUUUUUUUCUCAAUAUUAAAAAUGUCAUUCUACAAUAAAAUUCAUAUACAUAAAACAAUGAUGCAAACACUACAAAAUUGACAAAAACUUAGCGAUAUUCAAAAAGUUUCCAACAAAUUUUUAAUUAACACUUUUAUAUACAUAUUUUUUGGUUAUUCAGUUUUGUAGUCCCAAAGAAUUUUGGUCUGGGGCAAAAUUCGUCAAGUGUGCGAGGAA
Rhagoletis pomonella (apple maggot) is the source of this 1277-nucleotide messenger RNA. RefSeq lists its product as uncharacterized. The record is from RefSeq and is a predicted model, not a curated record. Lineage: Eukaryota; Metazoa; Arthropoda; Insecta; Diptera; Tephritidae.